UAUCCAGUGUUGUUUGGAGUUGUUUUUCCGGUGUUAAUUUACCAGAGUUAAAAAGUGUUGAUUCUGGUGUUAAUUUAAACGACUUAAACACUUGCAGUGUAAAUCAAUGGUCAGAGUUAGUGUAAUUACCAUGAGUUGACCUUAAACCACACUAGUAGAGAGUAUAUUCAAUUUCCGGUCUUCGCACGUUACUUCCUUUCUGAUUAAUGGCGGACAAGCACAUGGAGAAAGUGUUCUAACAGGUAAUUAUUUUAUUCCAUAAACUUUCUGAUUUGUCCUAGUACAUUUCUAAUCAUUUUUUAAAUAAUAUUUAUAAGCUUAAAGACAUUUUAAGAGUACUAAAAUAAUUUUCUUUUAGGUAACACGUCAAAUAACGACAGGAACCGAGGGAAGCUGUGUGUAUGUUUGGAUAGCUCUGGCAAAUUAAGCUUUCGUCAUGCUGGUUAAAGUUCAGUGUAAAGGUGUGAAGAAAUGGGUAAAAUUGCUUGACGAUUUUACAUUCCAGGAUUUUCUUACUGAAGUUAAAAACAAAUUUGGAUUUACAAGAACUACAUCUCUUCAAGUCUUUGACGACACUGACACCAAUGUGGAGGAGGAUGUCUUCCAAGAAUUGAAACAAGCCAGUCCAGAUAUGUUUUACUAUAAAUCAGGACUUUGCUCUUCUGUUCAAUGCUGAAACAUCCAACAAGUUGCUUGAGAGGUGGGAGACAGCAUUCAAGCACAAGAUCAUCAAUGAAGCCAGGUCUCUUACUUCGACAGCAGAAAUUCAAUGUCUUCUCAAUGCAGCAGUGGGAGAAGGAUCUGAAAAUGAUUGGGACAGUGACAUGUCAUCCAUCCUGCUACUAUUGCAUCUCUUGCCACCUUCUUCGGGAAGGAAGAAGACCAAGAUCAGUGCAACAGAGGCUGUUGAUAGACUUGUGCAUUUCCACAAGAGCUGGGAUUUCCUUGUUAAAUUCAUCAUUUGUUCUGAUAAAGAACUCCUGCACCAGUAUUGAAGACCAUCACAGUGGCAGGCAGAGCCACCAGCCAUACCUGCUUGGAUUAGGAAGGAUUAAGAGCAGAAUCGACAACUUCUAUGUGGUUGUGGACAAACAUCUCAUCCCCUGUGCUGGAACCAGCUCCUUGAGUGCUAUAGAUGAACUCUUCAAAGUCCACUACGUUUUCAAACUGUCAUACGAGGAAGCCCUUGUCAACAGACUACAAUCUACAACAUCGAUGUUGGACUUUCUAGUGAGUCUCCCCGAGAAAAGGAGUUACGUGCAAAGCUUUUAAACUAGGUUAAAUGUUGAGGUGUUUUUGUGGUCAAAGUUUGCAUUCAAGUAGCCACACUUUGAUAUCUCACUUGAGAGUCACGCACAGUUUUUAUCCUUCUUUAAAGUUUAAGCUGUUAUGUGCACAAGAAAUGCUACAAAAUCCUGCACAGUCAGUCUUAAAUUAGAUGGGACAGAAUAUAGACAAGACCUGAUUGUGUGUAAUGAAAUUGAGAAUGAAAUCCAUAUUUUCAGUCAGAUUCAGAGAAUACUUUUAAUCAAUGACACCGUGUAUUUUAUUGUUAACAAACUUGUAACGGAGCAUUUCUCGGAGCAUCGCCAUGCAUUUAAAGUUCAGAGGUACUGUGGGUUGAAUGAACUUGUCAAAGCCAGAAAUUUGAAGUUCUUCAGGCCUUUUGAUCUACAGAGUCCAUAUGGGUCAGAUGGUGAAUAUGUUGUUCCCUCAUGUAUGUUAGUUUGAGAUGUUAGUUUGAGCUAAAAUAUACAUUUCAAACUGAUACAUUGUGUUGGCUGUAUGUAUGUUAGUUUGAGAUGUUAGUUUGAGCUAAAAUAUAAAUUUCAAACUGAUACAUUGUGUUGGCUGUUCUUUAAUUUAAUGUAUUUAGUUGAACCAAGUGUAGAUUGCAUUUAAAUACCUAAAUAUGGGGAUGUAUGAACACUACAUUAGUUUUUAAAAAAACCUUUGUGUUAUGAGAACACUAUAUUAGUAAAUAAAUAACUUGUUUGGUGUUAUGUGAACACUAUAUUAGUUUUAAAAAACUCCCCUGGUGUUAUGUGAACACUACAUUAGUUUAAAAAAAUAACGCUCUUAGUGUUACGUGAACACUAAAUUAGUUUAAAAAAAACUCCCUUGGUGUUAUGUGAACACUACAUUAGUUUAAAAAAUAACUCUCUUAGUGUUACGUGAACACUAAAUUAGUUUAAAAAGAACUCCUGUAGUGUUAAACUUUUGACACAACUAGUGUGGUUGUAGCACUCACUUGGUGUAAAUGAAACUCAUCAAUGGUGUUAACUGUGAACACUCAUAGUGUUAUUUUUAACAUUUUGUGAGUGUAAAAAAAUUAACACUUUUUAAAGUGUAAAUUUAACUCGAUUUAGUGUGGACUCAUAUAAACUCUGGAAAAGUGUUAAUUUUCACACUCCCAGUGUGAUUUUAACACU
This is a messenger RNA of Misgurnus anguillicaudatus (oriental weatherfish), 2432 nucleotides long. The record is from RefSeq and is a predicted model, not a curated record. NCBI's taxonomy places the organism in Eukaryota, Metazoa, Chordata, Actinopteri, Cypriniformes, Cobitidae.